CAAACUCCUCAUCAUGUCAGUGCUGCCAAAGCUGAUCAGCCCGCUGGUUACCAGUCCAGCGGAUCCACCCAGAAACAAGGUGACAGUGGUUGGAGUGGGUCAGGUGGGCAUGGCCUGUGCCAUCAGCAUCCUGCUGCGGGAACUCGCUGAUGAACUGGCUCUGGUAGAUGUCAUCGAAGACCGUCUAAAAGGAGAGAUGAUGGACCUGCAGCACGGCAGCCUCUUCCUGAAGACAUCCAAGAUAGUUGCUGACAAAGACUAUGCAGUAACAGCCAACUCUCGCCUGGUUGUGCUGACGGCUGGUGUUCGCCAGCAGGAGGGCGAGAGCCGCCUGAACCUGGUGCAGAGAAACGUCAAUGUGUUCAGGUCCAUCGUCCCCCAGAUCAUCAAAUACAGCCCCAACUGCACCCUGAUUGUGGUGUCCAACCCUGUUGACAUCCUGACGUACGUCACCUGGAAGCUCAGCGGCUUUCCUAAACACCGUGUUAUUGGUAGUGGCACCAACCUAGACUCUGCCCGCUUCCGCUUCCUGAUGGCUGAACGCCUCGGUAUCCAUGCCAGCUCCUUCAAUGGCUGGGUGCUGGGUGAACAUGGAGAUACCAGCGUACCUGUGUGGAGUGGUGCAAAUGUUGCAGGAGUCAACCUGCAGAAGCUGAAUCCUGAGAUUGGCACUGAUGCUGACAAGGAGCAGUGGAAAGCCACUCAUAAGGCCGUGGUGGACAGCGCGUACGAAGUCAUCAAGCUGAAGGGUUUCACCAACUGGGCCAUCGGCCUGAGCGUGGCCGACCUGACUGAGAGCAUUGUGAAAAACAUGAGCCGCGUCCACCCUGUGUCCACCAUGGUGAAGGACAUGUACGGUAUUAGCGAUGAAGUCUUCUUGUCGCUGCCGUGUGUUCUGAACAGCAGCGGCGUGAACAGCGUGGUCAACAUGACGCUGACAGAUGGCGAGGUGGCUCAGCUCAGGAAGAGCGCCGAGACACUGUGGAACAUCCAGAAGGACCUGAAGGACAUCUGAUCACACAAACUCACACUUUACACACACAAAUACACACUCCAGUAAAAAAAAAAAAAAAAAAAUUGUAGCACAUUGAUGAAUUUUCCCCAUGUUACUAUAAAAA
Molecule: messenger RNA, 1118 nt
Organism: Thalassophryne amazonica
Lineage: Eukaryota; Metazoa; Chordata; Actinopteri; Batrachoidiformes; Batrachoididae
Gene: ldhba
Product: lactate dehydrogenase Ba
Exons: 8
Coding region: 14-1015 (333 amino acids)
Biological process (GO): carboxylic acid metabolic process
Cellular component (GO): cytoplasm
Molecular function (GO): L-lactate dehydrogenase (NAD+) activity
Source: RefSeq, a predicted model, not a curated record